UGUCCCAUUCUUCGUGCCGAUUUGGUUAAGCGUCGAUCUGACCAGGAUUGAAAGUCCUAUUUCGCAAUGGGUACACCCGUGGGUAUCGUAAAUGCAUGUACAAAAAUGCAAUUUAUUUGCUCAUGUCUUGUGAUUCUGAUAGCCCCUCAAAUAAGCGGUGUACGCUUUAGAUGGUCAUAUGGAAACAGUCAUGGAAAUCAGGAAUCAACCCAGAACUCCAUUGGCUCACGAGGAGGGGGUGCAUUCUGGCAGGAGGAUGUGUUUAAUACGUGGGUGUUUGGGGGACAAGGAAUUUACAAUGGAAAAUCAGCUCUGAAGAAUGACCUUUGGAAAUAUAAUGUAAUAAAGAGAGAGUGGACUCUUGAACAUCCUGGAUCUGAAAAGUCAGAUGUGUCUUCCAAAGAUCAAAGGGUACCUGCUGCAAGGAGGUUGGCAUCAAUGUGCGGGGUGCCCAAUGUGCUGAUUGUGCUGUUUGGGGGAAUGAAUAAAGACAAGCAAGUGUUUGGAGACACCUGGAUCUUCACAUUUAAAGAAAAGAAAUGGCUUCCUCUCGCAGAAAUGUUGAAAAAACUUCGGAAUGAAUCUGUGGUUGACUCUCCUAAUCCCAGAGCAGAUGCUGUGUUGUGGUGUAUGCAGACAAAGAUGAUGAUUUAUGGAGGAAUAUCAGAAAAUUCUGCUCUUUUGGAUGAUAUGUGGGAGUAUAGUUUGGUUGAUCUUACUUGGCGACAGGAAAAACUAUCAGCAGAACUUCACCGUGAGGGCAUAAUUCCUCCCAGCAUUUCUUAUCCGGGCGGCCGUAGUGGGGCAGCAGCAUGGGUAGGGCAUAAUGAACAGCUUUAUUUGUUUGCUGGAAAUAGCCAAAAUGAGAAUAAGAUUGAUUCUCAUCAUAACUCUGGGUUUUCAACCGAUUUAUGGAAUUUCAAUUGUAAGAAAAACACAUGGGAAAAAUUAAUGGGAGAGAGCAAAUGUUUACCUGGUUAUUAUGGACAGAAAGGAAAGGCGAAUAAGAAGAGUAUUCCAGGAUGCCGGAGAGGAGCCAUCAGUUGGACUGAUAGCGAGGGGCAUCUGUGGAUGUUUGGGGGAGAGGGGGCAUCAUCAGAAUCCAAAUCCAUCUCCAGUGAGUUACCAGAUGUUAUUUUGAAUGACCUGUGGUAUUUUGAUCUGGACUAUAAGAUGUGGUCAUGGAUGGGUGGCACCAACAUGGGUAGUGACCCUGGAAGUUAUGGUUCAGCGAACAACGAGUUUGAGAACGGGAAAUACCCAAGCUGCCGCACUGAUGCCAUAUCUUUUCAUACGUGGAAUGAAUUGUAUGUUGUAGGGGGGAUUGGACACGACUCAAACAAGGCCUUCAGUCUGCUGGACGACGUAUGGGGCAUUGACGUCCACUCUGAUGUGAAUUAUCGGAACUCUGCCUGGCCUAGCUCUGUAUUUUGGUGGCUCUUUCUGUUUCUGAGCUUGUUAGCUGUGAUGGUGGUUACCUUUUCUUUUGCACGACGUGGACAAAGAGAGAAAAAAAAGUACAAUGUAGAAUAUUCUGUGCUUCAAGGUGAAGCUGAAUAGUUGGGAAAACUCAGGAUCAAUUUGUUAUUUUAUUUACAUGUUUCUUGAUCUCAUGUUUUUCAAGGAAAAAUUUUGGUUAUUCAUGCAAGCUUAUGCACAUGUAGGUAGUAAAGGAUUAUUUUGUUAUCUAUGCAUACUAGUACUAUCAUUCCAGAAGUAAAAUAUAUUGUAUGUGAUCUUUUUACUGUAAUAACUUUUUUUCAGAUCUUUUGUCUGUGUUCGUAAACAAGGUUAUAUGUUAUUGAUGAUGAUGUGCAAUUAUCUCUAAAAACUCCUCAAAAUAUAAACCUUACAGUGUGUUGCUAAGUGAAAUGUUUCCAGUAUUUAUUGAUGUUUAAAAUAAAACUGGAGUCCAGAGUUAUCUCUCAUGAUUGAAUGUUGUUAAGGUUUGUUGUAGUUUGUUUGUUUACACUUUGCUCAAGAAUGCAUGACUAUCUGUACUGUAAAUCUAUAACGAUGGGCUGUGUCACUUAUGGGUCCUGAAAAUCAUGUUUGUUUUUGCAAGUAAGAGGAUUCAAGACUGUAUAUAAAAUAUGCAAUAACUUUUUUUUAAAUUUAAACCAAGCAAAACCUUACUGUGAUUAUUGAGGGUUUAGAACUUUAGAAAUAUUGUAUGAUUUAGGUAUCAUGGUGAGAGAGAUACACCAAAGGAAAUUCUUGGACAUGUAUGAAGUUUUUUUUCUUCAUUUUUUUUAAUACAAAUACUACAGCUAUUUAUGUAUGGUUGUCAUACAAAUGUAACCUGCAUUAAAAUGAUUUUGUUAAGUUGUACAGGAUGCUGUGAUUAAAUUACAUGUACCAGAUGUUGUUCGGAGCUUUUAUUUAGUCUCAAAGUCUGCAUGUUUGUUUACUAUUCUACUUUUCAUUCUGCAUUUUUUUCUACUUUGAAUAAAAACUUACAUAUUAA
Magallana angulata is the source of this 2467-nucleotide messenger RNA. RefSeq lists its product as uncharacterized. The transcript has 2 exons. Bases 67 to 1560 code for a protein of 497 amino acids. Lineage: Eukaryota; Metazoa; Mollusca; Bivalvia; Ostreida; Ostreidae. The record is from RefSeq and is a predicted model, not a curated record. Gene Ontology annotation, molecular function: protein binding.